This is a messenger RNA of Rhipicephalus sanguineus (brown dog tick), 1752 nucleotides long. It is a transcript of the gene Vps26, whose product is annotated as vacuolar protein sorting-associated protein 26B-like. The transcript has 7 exons. Gene Ontology annotation, biological process: retrograde transport, endosome to Golgi; intracellular protein transport. The coding region runs from base 206 to 1171 and encodes 321 amino acids. The record is from RefSeq and is a predicted model, not a curated record. Lineage: Eukaryota; Metazoa; Arthropoda; Arachnida; Ixodida; Ixodidae. Gene Ontology annotation, cellular component: endosome; retromer complex.
ACACCAUUUACUGGGCUGUAAUAUUUUAUCGAUAAGACCAACGCUGCUCCACCAGUAGCUCUUUCAGCCAACGUUGCUUUCAGCUUCAGCUUGCUGCAUAUCUACCAUCGGCCAUCUUGGGAAAGGGCGAAAGUGUGCAUGACUUGAGGGGUGCGUGCAGUCAGCAGCGGUGUGAAGUGUGUCGGUGACCACAAAAGCCGUGCAAAUGGCGUUCUUCGGGCUCGGGCAGAGCGCGGACAUCGACAUAAUUCUCAAUGGCACGGAAAACCGCAAAAUGGCCGAGAUCAAGACGGAAGACGGCAAGAAAGAGAAACACCUCCUCUACUACGACGGUGAAUCGGUGUCCGGAAAAGUGAACAUAACCCUCAAGAAGCCAGGCUCUAAGCUGGAACACCAGGGCAUCAAGAUAGAGUUCAUCGGACAGAUAGAACUUUACUAUGAUCGCGGCAAUCACCACGAGUUUGCGUCCCUGGUCAAGGAGCUGGCACGACCUGGAGAGCUAGCUCAGAAUGCCAGUUACAGCUUUGAAUUUGUCAACGUAGAGAAGCCAUAUGAGUCGUACACCGGCUCAAAUGUCCGGUUAAGAUAUUUCCUGCGAGUCACCAUCGUGCGCCGCCUCACUGACCUGGUCAAGGAACUGGACAUAGUAGUGCACACGCUUUCAUCCUACCCUGAGAUUAACUCCUCCAUCAAAAUGGAAGUGGGCAUUGAAGAUUGCCUGCACAUUGAAUUCGAGUACAACAAGUCCAAGUACCACCUCAAGGAUGUCAUAGUGGGAAAGAUCUACUUCCUCUUGGUCCGCAUCAAAAUCAAGCACAUGGAAAUUGCCAUCAUCAAGCGUGAGACGACAGGUUCGGGACCAAACAUCUUCAACGAGAACGAAACCAUCGCCAAGUAUGAAAUUAUGGACGGUGCACCUGUCCGAGGGGAGUCCAUACCAAUUCGGUUAUUCCUGGCUGGCUACGACCUGACCCCGACCAUGAAGGACAUCAACAAGAAGUUCUCGGUUCGUUACUAUCUCAACCUGGUUCUGGUCGACGAGGAAGAGCGCCGCUACUUCAAACAACAGGAAAUUGUGCUGUGGAGGAAAGGGGAGAAGACGCGCAAGGUGAUUCAGCAGCAGGUAUCCAACGCGCAGCCGGACCAAGCCGCGGGCGACAGCACCAAGUAGCCGUCCGGAGAGUGUGCCUCGUGUACAGUUCUACUGGUGUCCCCUGCCCACACCCCUUGCUGCUGCUCGUCUUUCUCGACGGCAGCAUGUCGGGCACCGAACGGACCGAAGAGCUUCAGGCGGCUCUCAAAUCGCGCACUCCUGCAUAGAGCCUCCUGUGCGGUCUAUUUCGCUAGGCCGUUAACCACAACAAGGACGUGUCCUCUUUUAUACGGAGGACAUUUGUAAAUACGCGACAUUCCAAGAAUGUUUUGUUUUUUCCCGCCCCCUUCCCUCGUGUGUGCACGUGAGUGUGGUGCAUCGCAGUGAAAAAUGCAGGGUGGCUUUACGGCUCCUGCGUUUGCGGUGGGAAUUGAAGGGCACACCGUCGUCGGUAAUGCGAAAGCUCCCCCCCUCCCUCCAGUCCGUUAUUUUACCUCUCGUUCUUUGCUUUGCCUUAUUUUGGGCUCACUCUCUUGGCAGAUUUUUGUGUUUGCUUGUUUGUUCUGUACAGAUGUGUAUAUAAGUAGAUGAUGAUGCAGCCUGGGGAAGAUGUGGUUUGUGUAUUACGAAUAAAAGAAUGUCUAGUGGUUUACAUGUUA